AUGAGUUCCGAGACCGAGAAUGUACUUGUCGGAGUGAUUGGAGGCAGCGGACUGUACCAUCUGGACAACCUCACCUUUGUGAAGCACGUCAACCCUGAGACGCCCUGGGGAUUCCCUAGCUCACCCAUAACCAUCUGUUCUCUCCCGUCGGGCACCCUCGUCGCGUUCCUCGCUCGUCACGGCGCCGGACACACGAUCAGCCCAUCUGCCGUACCCUCUCGUGCCAAUAUAGCUGCCCUCAAGUCACUGGGUGUGCGCGCCGUACUCGCCUUUUCAGCAGUAGGGUCCCUGCGCGAGGAGAUCGCACCGGGGGACUUCAUCCUACCCACGCAGAUCAUCGACCGCACGAAGGGCAUACGCCCCGCAAGCUUCUUCGAAGGCACCAGCGUCGUAGCGCACGCAGCCUUCGGCGAUCCGUUCGCCGGGGGUCUGGUCGGCUGGCUGGAGAGCCGCGUGUGGGCCGUGUUAGAAGAGGAGGGGAAGGCUGCAGUGCAGGAGGGCAAGCGCGCGCCGCUGCUGCACACGGAGAAGUGUGUCGUGUGCAUGGAGGGCCCGCAGUUCUCGACGCGGGCGGAGAGCAGGAUGUAUCGUGCGUGGGGCGCGGACGUGAUUAACAUGAGCGUGCUUCCCGAAGCGAAACUUGCGAGAGAGGCCGAGCUGAGCUACGCACUCAUUGCGACCUCUACGGACUACGACUCGUGGCGCGAAGGCGAGGACUCCGUGACUGCGGCAGAGGUAUUCAAGACCCUGCAGGAGAACGCACGUCUAUCGCGCCAUGUAGCCGCGCGAAUACUCGAGGAACUGCACGGUGCCGCAGUGGAAGGAAGCCUACUAAAGGAGGAGCAAGGGUCGAUGCAAUACUCCAUCAUGCCGCGGUCGCAGCAGCAAAAAGAGGAGGACCGCCAGAAGCUGGCGUACGUCUUGCCUACCUACUUCAGCUAA
Messenger RNA from Fomitopsis serialis, 942 nucleotides. Its product is annotated as Methylthioadenosine phosphorylase. Gene Ontology annotation, molecular function: S-methyl-5-thioadenosine phosphorylase activity. Bases 1 to 942 code for a protein of 313 amino acids. The transcript is spliced from 5 exons. Gene Ontology annotation, cellular component: cytosol. NCBI's taxonomy places the organism in Eukaryota, Fungi, Basidiomycota, Agaricomycetes, Polyporales, Fomitopsidaceae. Gene Ontology annotation, biological process: nucleoside metabolic process. The record is from RefSeq and is a predicted model, not a curated record.